Melanaphis sacchari is the source of this 2067-nucleotide messenger RNA. RefSeq names its product wee1-like protein kinase. Bases 560 to 1915 code for a protein of 451 amino acids. The record is from RefSeq and is a predicted model, not a curated record. Gene Ontology annotation, biological process: protein phosphorylation. The transcript has 2 exons. Lineage: Eukaryota; Metazoa; Arthropoda; Insecta; Hemiptera; Aphididae. Gene Ontology annotation, molecular function: protein kinase activity; ATP binding.
UUGACAAUGUGACAUUGGUAAUUAAUAAUUUGUUGUGAUGACUGAUAAUAACAGUGUGAUUAUACUUUGAGGGUGAACUACCGAUUACAUCGCACGCCGCAAUAUCGCUAUUCGGCAUUCGCUAAUUCGCCAAGUACGUGUGAUUGACGCAAAUGUGAGUAACCGUGUUGGACGCCUAUAUCCUAGUAGUCUAUAAAGUAAAUUGAAAUCGACGUGUCAAUUAUAAAUAUAGGAAUAACGACGAAAACCUGAAACAUUUAAGUUGUAUUUCACACAUUCACACAAUCAUACAACACGUGCGGAAGCGGAAAAAACUGGAGCUCUCGGACAUUUUGGACGCAGUUCCGUGAACGGCAUGAACGACGUUCAUGAUUCGGAAAUUCGGAAUUAUGAAAAAAAUAUUUUGACAAUCCUUUUUAAACUUGAACUACGUUUACUAUUCACCAUUCACAACGUAGGUAGAUACUUUACACUUUCGAAGUGUAUUAAGUUCGUAGGAAAAUUAUGACUGAUGAGUUACCUUACCUGUAAAUUUAGUGUCUAAACAAAACUCACUGUCAUGGACACUUCCGUCGGUUUUUUUAGUAUUUUCCUCGCGUUUUUUUCGAUCGUUUAUUAUUUCGUGAGAACCAGAUCGUUUGGAGGAUUGAUCGCCAACAGCUUGCCCUCGUCGACACCGUUGGUCACCGUCACCAUUCCUCUAGUCCGGCAAUCGGAAGUGCGCUUUGGAUCACCACUGCUUCUGAAUGAUACUAAUGGUAGCAUAUCGGCUAAAAUUGUCAAUAAGCUCCGUGUGUCGGUAAAUCCGUUCACGCCGACUGGCAUCGAGAUAUUGAAAAAUAGAAAGAAACGCUUUCCAAGAUCGAAUAACUGCAACAUCGCCAGUCCUGUGAGCGACGGCAGUGAUGACUUCGGUCAGCUCACCCCACCUGGCAAUAAAUCACCCGUUUCCGCCCAUCCGUCUGUUGUUAGACGUCUAAUGAUCAGUGGCAAAGUGACCAACGUCAGUAUACAUGAAUUGCAGACGUCCCGAUUUCACGAAGAGUUCAAAAUAGACGAGUAUAUCGCCGCCGGUAGUUUCGGCGUUAUAUACAAAUGUACAAAUCUGUUUGAUGGAAUACCAUAUGCCAUUAAAAAAAUCAAACAGAUAACGUACAAGAAUUCGGGGUAUUUGAUUCGUAAAGAGGUGUACGCAAACUCGGCAUUCGGACGACAUCCAAAUUUGGUUUCGUACUUUACGGCAUGGUACGAAAGAGGUCACAUUUAUAUUCAAACAGAAUUCUGUCAUGGCGGUUCCCUGGAAUGCAUGAUUCACGAGUCUGAUCAUGUGUUUUGUGACAAUGCUCUAAGACGAAUGUUGAUGCACGUGUGUAAUGGUCUGGCUCACAUUCAUUCCAAAAAACUUGCUCAUUUGGACAUAAAAUCAGCAAACAUAUUAAUAUGCAAAACCAAUGGGGCAUUGGUGUUUGCUAAUGAUCUAGACGACAUUGAAGAAAUAAUUGACAAAAAUAUUGUUUACAAGAUAGGUGACUUCGGGCAUACAAUAUGUAUUGAAGAUGUCCAAAAUAUUGAAGAUGGAGAUUCUCGUUAUUUACCUAAGGAAUUAUUAUGUAACGAUUAUUCUCAGUUGCAAAAAGUCGAUGUGUUUUCUACUGCACUUACAGUAUACGAGGCUGCAACACGAAAACAUUUACCUAAAAAUGGACCAGAAUGGCAUCGUUUAAGAAAUGGUGAGUUUUUGUUACCCCAAACUCCUUUUUUAAGUACAAGUCUAAAAAAAUUGCUGACAAAAAUGGUUGAUUUAGAUCCGUCUAAUAGGCCUAGCGCUUCUAAAGUCGUAAAUCUUUUGCUCGAUAGAGGAAUGGCAGCUACAAAAGAUCAAGAUAAAAUUGAACCAUUGAAAUUAAGUGCUUAAUUCCUUGCAUCUUGGUUAAUCAAUUUAAAACCACCAGAAAAAAAUUAUCUGAUACAGAAAUAUCUUUAAAGACUGACAGUUAUAGAAAAUUUGAAGACUAUUAAACAGAAAAGAAUACCUAAAUUAAAAAUAUUAAUCUUAUAAAGUUUGAA